AUGUCGUUAUUAGCUCUGUCAACCGAGCUUCUCCUUCUCAUUUCCUCACACCUCGAUCUCACAGAUAUUAAGCAUAUGCGCUUGUCAUCGAGAAAGCUGUCUGCCUCGAUAGAACUACGAAUAGACCGCGUCUUCCUCUCGGCCAAUCCGCGCAAUGUCGAGGUCUUUCUGGCCAUUGCAGCUCACGAGACAUUGCGCCGCUUCGUCACCGAAAUUGUCUGGGAUGACGCAGUUUUUACUCCCCUUCCACCAGCAAGGCCCAGUCACGAUGGCCACUCGGAGGAUGAUCCCUCAACUACAUGGUUCGUGCAGCAUUCUGAGAGCCGGAGACUAGAGAUCGAGCAAACGUGGUCAAGGAGUAAAGAGGACGACAUGGGCCCUCGCGGGAAUGGGCGACCCCAAGAUUCGUAUGAAUACUAUAAAGAACUCGUCCGGGCGCAAGAUGAAUUACGCCAGUCCGGUGGUCAUGUGAACGCCCUGCAUAUUGGUGUGAGCCGGUUCCCUGCUCUUCAGCGGAUCACCGUCACUCCCGACGCUCAUGGUGGUGUGCACAACCCACGAUACCCAUCCCCCAUGGUCCGCGAGUUCCCACACGGCUUUAUUUAUCCUUUUCCUCACCGUUGGACUCUCGAGGGCCCUUUCGGAAUAGUGAACAAUCUUGAACUCUCUGACCCCUGGCACCGGCUUACAGAAUCAGAGAAAAACAUGUGGGAAGGCGUGCGUACCAUUUUCAAACUGCUUGCCGCACCUUCACACAGCGAGUGCAGAGUCACCGAACUUGUCUUGGAUGCAGGUAUUCUCCCGACCGGGAUCAGCCAUCGCAUAUUCGAAGAGCCGUGUGAUGAGCUCCAUGACUUAACCACAUUGAUCAGCCGCCCAGGCUUCCGUCGCCUAGACCUAGCUAUCGCCAUAGAAGGUCAAACUCACCAGGGCUCUCUAUUUAGAAGUGGGCAUUUUCAGCAGGCGCUGAGCGGCGCAAAACACUUGGAACACUUCAGGCUACGGACGAGUUCAGUAUGGCUACAAACAAUCGAUGUGCGGGCGAGUAUAAUCCCCAACAAUCAUAUCCCUCCCCUGAUUCAUGUCUUUCCGGUUGAAUGCUGGCCGCGGCUCCGCCAUUUUGGUCUUUCGGGUAUGUGCGUUCGGUCACAGGAUCUAAUUGCUCUUCUCGGGGCCAUGCCUCGCACCCUGCGCUCCGUCGAGCUGGACAGACUCUAUGUCCGAUCUGGAAGGGGGAGCUAUGGGCAUAUUCUUGCCCAGGUCAAGUACAAGCUGCGUUGGCGUCGCCGGGAAAAGCAGGAUCGGAUCAAAUUGACCAUCUGCACAUGUCAGAAACUGCUUAUGAGCGGACCGUUUGUUCGCGUAUCUGAUGAAAUCCAGGAUUAUAUUUAUGCGGAUGGACCUUACCCCUUCCAAGGGAACGAGUAUGUCGGAUACGAGCCGGCAUCAAUGGUGAAGUUUGAGUUGGGAUUCCCAUAG
This is a messenger RNA of Clonostachys byssicola, 1479 nucleotides long. The record is from the annotation of a GenBank genome assembly. Lineage: Eukaryota; Fungi; Ascomycota; Sordariomycetes; Hypocreales; Bionectriaceae.